Molecule: messenger RNA, 1092 nt
Organism: Hippopotamus amphibius kiboko
Lineage: Eukaryota; Metazoa; Chordata; Mammalia; Artiodactyla; Hippopotamidae
Gene: POU3F4
Product: POU class 3 homeobox 4
Exons: 1
Coding region: 1-1092 (363 amino acids)
Biological process (GO): regulation of transcription by RNA polymerase II; brain development
Cellular component (GO): nucleus
Molecular function (GO): RNA polymerase II cis-regulatory region sequence-specific DNA binding; DNA-binding transcription factor activity, RNA polymerase II-specific
Source: RefSeq, a predicted model, not a curated record
AUGGCCACAGCUGCCUCGAAUCCCUACAGCAUUCUUAGUUCCAGCUCUCUGGUCCAUGCGGACUCUGCGGGCAUGCAGCAGGGGAGUCCUUUCCGAAACCCUCAGAAACUUCUCCAAAGUGAUUACUUGCAGGGAGUUCCUAGCAAUGGGCAUCCUCUCGGGCAUCAUUGGGUGACCAGUCUGAGCGAUGGAGGCCCAUGGUCCUCCGCACUGGCCUCCAGCCCCCUGGAACAGCAAGAUGUGAAGCCUGGGCGCGAAGACCUACAGUUGGGCGCUAUCAUCCAUCACCGCUCGCCGCACGUCGCCCACCACUCUCCGCAUACGAACCACCCAAAUGCCUGGGGGGCGAGUCCGGCUCCUAAUCCGUCCAUCACGUCGAGCAGCCAACCCCUUAACGUGUACUCGCAGCCGGGAUUCACGGUGAGCGGCAUGCUGGAGCACGGGGGGCUCACUCCACCGCCGGCCUCUGCCUCAGCUCAGAGCUUACACCCAGUGCUCCGGGAACCCACAGACCAUGGCGACCUAGGUUCGCACCACUGCCAGGACCACUCGGACGAGGAGACACCAACCUCGGAUGAGUUGGAACAGUUCGCCAAACAGUUCAAACAAAGAAGAAUCAAGUUGGGCUUCACGCAGGCUGACGUGGGGCUGGCGCUGGGCACACUGUACGGCAACGUGUUCUCGCAGACCACCAUCUGCAGAUUCGAGGCCUUACAGUUGAGCUUCAAGAACAUGUGCAAGCUGAAGCCGCUGCUGAACAAGUGGCUGGAGGAGGCUGAUUCUUCCACAGGGAGUCCGACCAGCAUUGACAAGAUCGCGGCGCAGGGUCGGAAGCGCAAGAAGCGAACCUCUAUAGAGGUGAGUGUCAAGGGCGUACUGGAGACGCAUUUCCUCAAGUGUCCCAAGCCUGCUGCGCAGGAGAUUUCCUCGCUGGCAGACAGCCUCCAGUUGGAGAAAGAAGUGGUGCGUGUCUGGUUCUGUAAUCGAAGACAGAAAGAGAAGAGAAUGACUCCACCAGGGGAUCAGCAGCCACAUGAGGUUUAUUCGCACACGCACACGGUGAAAACGGACACGUCCUGCCACGAUCUCUGA